GCGUCAACUUCCUUGGACUGUGCGUUCACCCCGCUCAUCGGUCGAACCAGGAUAUCCGUCGGAUUAUCUUCGAUCUCUCUUUCUUCUUCUUCUUCUUCUUCUUGGUGUGCUUCUUGUGGUUCUUCUUCUUCUUCUUCUUGGUGUGCUUCUUGUGGUUCUUCUUCUUCUUCUUCUUGGUGUGCUUCCUCUUCUUGUUGGGCUUCGUCUUCUUGUUUUGCUCCUUCUUCUUCUGCGGUGAGGUCGUCUUCCUCCUGUUCACGUGUGUCGAUUUUGAACAGGAAGAAGGUAGAGGGUACUAGCAACAUAGGUGGGGCGAAGAUAGGUGCUGCAUUUCCGCCAUCGCCGACCCCAUUUCAGGGGUCCACGAUGGCUAUCAAGAAGAAGAAAGCGAAGGCGGCAGCGGCAGUAGUGCUAGGAGAAGCUGCGGCAGGAAGCAGUAGUAGCGCGAUAACCUGUACAACUCGCAUAGACUGGGCUCGACGUUCGUCAUCUUCUUGUUCUGCCUCUCCUCCCGCUCUCUCUUCUUCGCCGCCGUCUGCUUGGUGUCCUCCUCCUCCUCCUCCUCCUCCUCCUCCUCUUUCUCUCCCACCUGCUCAUCUCCCUUCUUCCGCCCACUGCUCGCGUCAGUUUUCUGCUGCAGUAACUGCUUCUCCUCUCUCCUCGGAGGUUGGCCCAACUUCUACCCCCGUCGCCAUCGGACUCCCUCCUCCUCCUCCUCCUCAGCGAUGCCCUCCGAUCUCAACAGCGCCGUCUCACCGAUGCCCUCCUCCUAUCUCCACCGCUACCUCUCCGCGCCAGCAGCAGCUUAAUAAGACCUUAAUUAGUCCGUCAAUCAGUCGGCGACACGAGAGAGUGAUCAUCGCUGGGCGGCGAUGUGAGAACGAUGCCAUGGAUCUCGCCGACAAAAAAUCUGACAGAGUCGUCUCGAAAUUGCCGACCUCUCGGACACCGAGUAGCCUAAGGCGCUCGGAUUGCUCCGCCACGUCAAUCGUUUAUCCGGAGUCGGUGUUGACUGGGGCUGACAAACAUCACUGGGAGAGAUUAACCUCUUCUUCUCCAUGCUAUUCCUCCUCCUCCUCCUCCUCCUCCUCCUCUUACUCCUCCUACUCCGCCUUCUCCCCCUCCUCCUCGUUGUCGUCUCCUCGAUCGAGCUCUCCGCUACCAGCCCGUCCCCCUGUUCGUUCCACGGCGUCAUCAACAUUACCUCCUUCUUGUUCUUCUGCUUCUCCUUCCUCCUCCUCCUCCUCCUCCUCCUCCUCCUCGGCUCCUUCUCCCCUCUUCCUCUCUUCUCCCUUAGUCUCUCCGCCGUCCACGGAAGAGGAGCUAUGGUGUCGAUUUCAGAAGAUGGGAUACUGGCCCGAGGUCUGGAUGGUGGAUCCGUCAACAAAAUAUUCAUCGAAGAUCCGCGAAUCCUCGUCGCCACUCCCAAGGAUGCCGCCGUCACGUGGCCCCUCUUCUUCUUCCCCCUCCUCUUCUCCGCCUUCCUCCCCCUCCUCUUCUCCGCCUUCUUCCCCCCUUCCUUCCGCCCCUUCGUCGCCCGCUUCUAAUGUGUCUCUCUCCCCGCCGUCCUCGCGGCGCCCUUCCUCGUUGUCCGCCUGCACGGGGAAUUCGAAGAGGAGGACGUGCCCAGCGGCGCCGGCUUCCGCGAUGUCUGUCGGGAUCGCGGCCAGACCGAUGGAGGAGAGGACCGAAGAUGAUCGGCAGCAGAUGGGAGACGACGUGACGGCGGAAGAAUUGCUGAGUCAUGUAUUACCGGCUGGUAGUCGGGAUACCUGUUGUGGCGGCGGCGCGGCGGCGGCGGCGGAAGUAGAUGGCGUGCUGGGAUCAAGGUCGCGGCAGAAGUCGUUGCCGCGGUCUUCCAGCAGCAGCAGCAGCAGAGCUGGCCGACGUACGGGGAUCGUGAUGCUGCCCGUAUUGACAGAGGAGCGGCAGCAGGAGAGGAGGGAACAGCGAAGUCCAGGGGAAGUGGGGGCGAUGAGGGAGAGGGAGAGAGAGAGAGGAAGAGGGAGGGAUGCUUGGCGCAUACACGACGUGUGGGAUCAUGCAUCGCCAGGCGGUAGGGGGGCGGGUAACGGUGUGCCAGUGUACAUUAUGUUGCCGUUAGACACCGUUAAUAUGAACAACACGUUGACGAGACCGAGGGCUUUGCGAGCGAGCUUAACGGCGCUCAAGAGUGCGGGAGUGGAGGGGGUGAUGGUGGACGUGUGGUGGGGGAUUGUAGAGGGCCAAGAGCCGCAUAAGUAUCGUUGGACAGCUUAUCAGGAUCUCGUGAAGAUGGUGCACGAUGCCGGGCUGAAAAUGCAAGUAGUGAUGUCGUUUCAUCAAUGUGGAGGAAAUGUCGGAGAUAGUUGUCUUAUCCCUCUUCCGCAAUGGGUCCUACAAGAGAUUGAGAAGAACCCGGACAUCGUUUAUACCGAUAAAGCGGGAAAGAGAAACUUGGAGUACCUGUCGCUCGGCUGCGACUCGUUACCUGUUCUGCGAGGGCGAUCUCCAGUGCAGGCAUAUGCCGACUUCAUGCGGAGCUUCAGAAAUGUGUUCGCCAGCUAUCUUGGAAAUGUGAUCUCGGAAAUCCAAGUAGGGCUGGGUCCCGCCGGCGAGCUACGGUAUCCCUCUUACCCGGAAAGCUAUUCUAGGUGGAGGUUUCCCGGGAUCGGAGAAUUCCAAUGCUAUGACAAGCAUAUGCUGGCAAAUUUGAAGGCAGCUGCAGAAGCGAUAGGGAAGCCACGUUGGGGUCUUGGGGGUCCCCAUGAUGCGGGGAGCUACAACCAGUGGCCAGAGGAGACGGGUUUUUUUCAAAGAGAUGGGUCCUGGAAAUCACAGUACGGCCACUUUUUCUUGCAAUGGUAUUCAGAGAUGCUGCUUCGACACGGCGAUCUUAUCCUUUCCUCGGCGGCUGGGAUCUUCCGCGGCACUGGCGCUAUGAUAUCUGCAAAAAUUGCGGGAAUACACUGGCAUUAUUACAGUCGAUCGCAUGCGGCGGAGCUGACUGCAGGGUACUACAACACUUGGAAUCGAGACGGUUACCUUCCCAUUGCAAGGAUGUUGGCCCGGCACGGCGCCAUUCUCAACUUCACGUGCUUCGAAAUGCGCGAUUCUGAGCAAAUGCCGCAGGCUGCCUGCAGCCCUGAGAGUCUACUUCGCCAAGUCGUCCGUGCAUCGAAGAUUGCCGGCGUUCGUGUCUCGGGUGAGAAUGCGUUGCAGCGGUUCGACUUGGACGCUUACGAACAGAUUGUGCGGAAGUCGCGCCUUCGGCUCGAUGGACUUGCGACGGACGAGCCGAUGAUGUCUUUUACGUUUCUAAGGACAAGCGAAAUGCUUUUUCGACCAAACAACUGGAGCAAUUUCGUUGCUUUCGUGAGGAAUAUGAGCAAGGGUACCGAAGAAGUUAUGCCUCAUUGGGUAAAGGAGAAGGAAAAUCAUCACGCCGUGUCGCCGCCUAUCUGGGCAAAUGUACAUAAUUCCAGUAAGCAUCUUGGUCAAUCUAUUGCUGUUUAACAGUUUAAGUUUUUUUUUCCUUGUCUUUUUUUUUUUUUCUUUCCGUUGAUCGCUGUCUUUCUGAAUGGGUGAAUUGUGCUAUUUAUUUAUGAAGAAAUCUGAUCAUUAAAUUUAUUUUCCGUGGCACGCAGCAUCUGGCCAGGCCUGUACACCCACCUUCUCUCUAUUUAGCGCAUAUGCGAUGAGCUCUGAGCUUGGUUUUAUUUGCACGCGCCCCAAGGGACCAUUGUGCUCUUGUAUAUAUGUCUUUUUUUCCCCCUUCUUCCUCGAUUCGUCGCGUAGAGAAAGAAAGUGGGAGGAUGGCAAUUGUGUUUGCUACUGGCCCUUUUCUUUUGAUGAUUAUGAAAGAAUUGAUAGUCGUUGGUUAUUUCUGUUUUAGACUUCCUAGUUGCUUUUCAAAUCGACAUGCCGCUUCUGAACGACUGCAGGCGUAUCUGUCCAAAGUAGGGUGAACAGCACGCGGAAGGCUAUUUAUAUCCUCUGGCAGUUGCAUCUGUAGUCGGAUCGGUGGAAGGCGGCAUCCCAUGCCUCCCUCUCUACGAUUCCGUAUUCCUUAGCGCAUAAUCACACUAGGACUUGUCGACUUAUCUAUGGACGUGAUCUUGGUCAGAUGCAUCCGCGUUGGCCAUAAAGCAGGUCGGAUGCGCUUAGGAUAUAUUAUAGAGCCUAGUGUGAGUCCGGACUUAUUGUGGCAGCAAAUGGUAUUCUUGUCGACUUAUCUAUGGACGUGAUCUUGGUCAGAUGCAUCCGCGCUCGGCCAUAAAGCAGGUCGGAUGCGCUUAGGAUAUAUUAUAGAGCCUAGUGUGAGUCCGGACUUAUUGUGGCAGCAAAUGGUAUUGCAGUUGUGUCAGCUUGCUGCAAGCACAACAUUGCAAAGCAGCUGGGUGAUGUUGCCUACUGGGGUUUGGUAUAGUCAUGGUUUGAGCACUUGUUGGUAAAAGGGGUGCAGUUCUAUAACGAGGGGAUGAUAUGUCAGCAGGGUGACCAAUUCCGGACAGAGGGACAGAGCCGGGGCGGGAGCUUAUCUCUUGUGAUGGGUGCACAGGCAGGACCCCACCGCUACAGUUAGACCACCAGUUUCCUUUGCCCGCUAUCUUGUUGCGAUGCGGUCUUGAACCCGCCGCGUUGACAGGGUCUCUCAGCCUAUCGGACAAAAAUGGCUGGCGGCACCAGCCGAAUAGUAUGUAGUAAUAUACUUUCUGCAUGUUUCAGUUUGUCUAUUUUUGGCGCGUAGCGGAAAUCCGGGAUGGAAACAGGGGCUGGGUGGAAGUGGUGGGUUGCAGUAGUAUUUGGGUACAUGGCAGGCUUUGCAAUAUCCUUUUUCUGUGACGGUUGAGGGUCAGUUCGUCUAUUUUGUGGGCAUGCACCACAAGUCUGGGUCAGGAGGAGGGGCUCUGAUGAACUGGCGUUUUAAGUGUGUGUGCAUGGGAGGCCUUCCGAUAUCCAUUCCGAUAUCCAUUUGCUGUGACCGAUGAGGUCGUGUUGUGCACGGUCUGUGAACUGCGAGAAGACCAUGAUGCCUUGUAGUGCUGGAUAGAAAUUGAGUCAGGUAGUAGCAAGAUGGAUGGGGAGGAGGAGUGCGAGAUGGGAGGGGCAACUUUUUGAGCAUUCCCUUUUGGGUGAAUGAACUGCGCAUUGCUCUCUUCCUGGUUCUGAACGUGCGUCCAAUUCGAUUCCAAGUCCAGGAAGGCGUCCUUGCUGCGUCGUACGCGCUUGCUGUGGGCGAGGAGGAGAGUGGCGUUGCAAAUUUGGAAUCUGUGAUGGAUUCGGAUACCACGAGUUUGCUCACCCUCCGCGCCGCGCCUUUUCCACCACGUGGGUGAUAGGAUCAACAAGAUGCUGCUGGCUGUCUAAAUGGAUGAUGUGGACCCUCGGCACCUCUGCUUGGAAAUUUGCUCAUUCUGGCAGCUUUGUCGUCUCUUAGGACUGGUGGUCCUCAGUUAGAGCUACAGGAAGAUGAGGUGUGUUUGUCGUUUUGUGUCCUUGAAACCUCGAAAAGAGUACUUUGGAUGUGAUGGUGCUUAGGGAGGACGCCACUUGCUAGCUGCGUAAAAAAACGACCUUUGUCGGCGAGAAUAGGCGGUGCUCUGUCAGUGUUGCUGGAAGACGAGGUGUGUUUGUUUGUCGUUUUGCGUCCUCAACGCCUUGAAAAGAGGCGGGGCACUCCUUAGGGGACGAGGUGACGGGGCUGCGGAGCAAACGACCUUUAUCGGCCAGAGUAGGUGGUGCUCUGUCAGUGCUGCAGGAAGACAAGGUAUGUUUGUCGUUUUUUGCGUCCUCGUCACCUUGGGGUGUGAUGGUGCUAUAGGACGGGCUUCGACGCCUUGCAAAGAGGAACCCCUUGGGAUGUGAUGGUGCGUAAGGAGGAGGUAAUGUGCCUGGUGUGAAGAGAAGAGCGAUGUGGGCUUAUUAGCUCAACUGCACGCAUGGGAGUCGUAGAUGGGGAAGUGGCAAAUGGAAUCGCGCGGCGCCGAGCGUUUGAGGGGGGACUAGGGUAGGCAACGAGUGUAAUGAAUGAACACACCUUUCAUUCUCAAAUGUCGAGGAGGAUUUCCAGCUCCAGCCUUGGCGCCAUGAUCUUCCCGGCCGGGAGAUUUUUUCGUGUAUUUGUUUUCCAGUGUUAGGAAAUAGCUAUGUACAAACAGGGGCCUGUCGAAGCGCUUUUCAAAGAGACUCUUGUGGUGAUGUGGCAAUGAAGGUUGUCUGUCUGUCAUAUUGUACAUGCGCUUUUUUCUCUACUCCCCCCUCCCCUCUCCCCCUCCCCCUUUCUGCUGUCAAGAAGGGACUCUCUGUAUGUGCUUUGACCAAGUGUUGUAUAUCACGUUUCAAGAUCUCGGCUGGCAUGCGUCAAUUUCCGUUAGCGAAGGGACUCUCUGUGUGUGCAGUUGGAGAUUUGUUAGAUAAUCCGUUUGCGACCUCAUAUUGUGACACUAGGGGGGUUUGUAAUCACCACCAUUGGAGAGUUCUCUGCUCUUGCUCAGAGAUGCUGAAGAGCACGAGACUCUUCUCCUCCUCCUCCUCCUCCUCCUCCUCGGUUGGUCUGUUAGAGAGGAUUACCUGAUGGAGAGACGGUUAUCGGAUGAAUGAUCGUUUGUUUGUUUGUUUGGUUUUUUUUUUUUUUUUUUUUUUUUUUGUUACAGGUUCUUAUGGAGAGAGGAUUAUCUUUUUUGAGUGCACAACAAUUUUAGAAAGUCCAUCUGGGAGAUCAAAUUCCGAGAGGGGAAGGUUUGAGCGUGACCACAUUUGCCGCUAAGAUGCUGAAGAUCGAGAGGGCGAUCGCCCCCUGCUCGGUGUUUAGGGGGAGUGCUUGUUCGUGUUGACUUCCUUCUGCGGAGUCGGUGUUUUUAAAAUUUUAUGUUGUUGUUGUUGUUGUUGUUUUUUGCCAAAUUUUUGGUGGUUUGUGGGUUGUUUUUCUUUCGAAGGUGGUGGUGAAAUAGACCUUGGUUUUCAGAUAGAGAAUCAGUGAAGUGCUGGCUGAAUUGUUUGGAGCGAAAUAUUCGUACGAAAGUUCUGGAGAGCAAAGUAGUGUGUUAUUUUCUGUUGUGUUGUUGAAGUGAGUGUGGAAACAGUCGAUACCUAUCUUCAGCCCUUUGUCAGUAUUUAGUCAAUGAUUUGAGAAUCAAUUUCCCGGCGUCAGACCACUUGGCUUUGCACUUGAUUGGGUCAUUCAAGCCAUCACUGGCCAGCAAAAUGGUAGAGAGAGAGAGAGAGAGAGAGGAGAAGAGUGGUGGCGUGGGGAAUGAAGGAUCCAGGGUGCGAGGAAAGGCGUUUUCCUGACGUCAGCGUGAUGGUGUGGGGGGGCCCUGCGUCGGUUUGUUUUUUAACCAGAGGCAGCGUACGGAACCUGGCAUGCGCUUGAGCGAUGAAGUUUGAAAUUCAGAUGACGGCUUUGAAAAUGUGACGAUGAUGAUGAUGAGGAUGGCUCUGCCAGUUUCUCCUUCUCCUUCUUUUAACGAUCGCGACGCUCCAGGGUGUUGGUUAUCCGCCGUGGGUGUCCACUGUUCACUGUUCAUUGUCUUCUUCAAAAUAAGAAGCGCCUUUUGGUUAGGCGGUCUUAGGUCUA
This is a messenger RNA of Chara braunii, 7558 nucleotides long. NCBI's taxonomy places the organism in Eukaryota, Viridiplantae, Streptophyta, Charophyceae, Charales, Characeae. The record is from the annotation of a GenBank genome assembly.